This is a messenger RNA of Gallus gallus (chicken), 2260 nucleotides long. It is a transcript of the gene ZPBP2, whose product is annotated as zona pellucida binding protein 2. Bases 525 to 2078 code for a protein of 517 amino acids. Gene Ontology annotation, cellular component: extracellular region; zona pellucida receptor complex; acrosomal vesicle. Gene Ontology annotation, biological process: acrosome assembly; binding of sperm to zona pellucida. The transcript is spliced from 8 exons. Lineage: Eukaryota; Metazoa; Chordata; Aves; Galliformes; Phasianidae. The record is from RefSeq and is a predicted model, not a curated record.
CGCAUCCGGCCCGGAGGGAGGGGAGCGGAACGGAGCGCGGCGGAACGGAGCGGGGGAGGAGGGCUGCGCCCCGCCGGCACGGAGGGCUCCGGGCGCUGCGGGUAUCUGCCGGGCACGGGGUGAGGGCAGAGGUGAGCCGAGGCCGGGAUGCUGCGUCCCGGGGCGGGGUGCUCGGUGCAGACGUGGAGCUGUUGGAGGACCACCACAGCGAUCCCAGGAGUGGAACGACCCCGCCGCGGGACAGGCUGGGAGAGCUGGGGCUGUUUAACCUAAGGAAGAGGAGGCUCCGGGACGCCUACGGUGGCCUUUCAGUACUGAUAGGAAGAAGGGGACAGCCUCCUCGGCAGAGCCUGUUGUCACAGGAUGAGGGGAAAUGGUUUCCAACGGAAAGAGAGGAGAUUUAGUCUGGAUAUAAGGAAGAAGAUGAUUAAAGUAGGAGUGGUGAGGCUGGCACGGGUUGCGGGGAGGUGGCGGUGCCCCAUCCCUGCAGACAGCCGGGGUCAGGGGAUGGGCUCUGAGCACCGAUGGAGCCGUGGGCGUCCCCGUUCAGUGCAGGGAUUGGGGUCAGACAGCCUCUGGGGGGUUCCCUCCAACUCAAAUGGUUCCAUGAGUCCAGGAGGGGGGAGCACUCCUCCAGCUGCACUCCCAUGGGCAGAGCCAAGGGUCCCCCCCAAAGGAUCCCAGCCAUUCAUCCCACCUGGAGCUGGAGAACAGCCACCUCCAACUCUCACCUCCACGUGCAAACUCAUCAGACCGAAGAAAAAACAAUAACAAAAGUGCCACUUCUGCCCUGGGAUCCACCACCCGUGUGGCAACUGCACGCCGCGGUGCCCACGCACACAAGUAACCUUCCCACGUGGUUUCCUUUGGGUGUCAGUGGCCCCGAUGCUGUUGACACGUCACACAAACCACCGCCGAUCUCCUCACGUUAUGACACCCACAGACGCAGUGCUCCUUGGACUUGGGGCCACGUGGAACGGACUCCACUCUUCGGAGCACCCGAGUUUUGCAGAGAUAAGAUGAGAACAAGGCUCUCUUAUCUGUUUUUCUUCGUGGAAAGGCACGGCUAUUGGAAAACAAAGCGAAUCACAAGAGCACGGGUUGUGGGAGGAAAGGCAGCCGAAGCAAGGGCUGCGCCCGAGGAAGAUCAAAUUUCUGUUGGCUUUUUUCGGAAGAAUGUGAUCUACGGCAACGUUCGGCGUGCAGAGAAUGUAUACGUUAAGAUGUUCACCAAUAGCCCAUCCCUGGUGUGUAUGGAUUUGUCUCUCUCUCAAGAAGAAAUAAUAGACCCCAAGUAUUCGUGGACUGGCCCAGACGGGAGGAAUUUAGAAGGGCGAGGAUACGCAAAUCUCACGGGCUCUGGGGAGCUGAUGCUGGUGGGCUUCCAGGAGUCCAUGUCCGGAGCCUACACGUGUACGCUUUCCCACAGAAUCAUAGAAACCUCAGCACAAGAAGAAGUAGAUGUGAGAGAUACGUACAGGUUCAUGGUGUAUGCAUACAGGGAAGCCAACCACGUGUAUCAGGUCUCGGUCCGCUUCACCGCGAAGGGAUGCGAGCUGGCGGCCAACGCGCGGUUCGUGGAGGAGCUGAAGAAGAUCAUGGAGAGCCUCAUCUCCGACCUGACGUGCGGCGUGAAGGGGCCGUCGUACCGCUGCCAUUCCCUCGAGGCUCCGCACCGGGGCUCCCCGAGCGAACUGUUCAUCACUUUUCAGGUGAACCCCUUUGCUCCGGGAUGGGAGGAUCUCUGCAGCCGCCUCCCUCAGGACUGUGAGGACACCACGAACCGGAGAGCUCAGGAGGCAACAGAGCGAAUAGGAGAGUUCUUCAGGAAGCAGACCUACGCUCUGAAGCACCAAUUUCAGACCGUUCCUACCAUACAUUACGUGGAGGGCAGCUUCUCCGUGACCCCCAUCGACAGCUGCCGCCCGGGGUUUGGGAGGAACAACAUCACCCACCGGAGCUGCGCCGGCUGCUGCGUGGUGUGCAGCCCUGGGACGUACAGCCCUGAUAGUGCUGGCAGCUGCCGGGUGUGUGCGGGGCGCCGCACUGCGGGGUACGGAGCGAAGUCCUGCCCGUGAAUGUGGCACAGAAUGCAGAAACCGGAGGUGUGGAAGCAUCGUUGGUUUCCCGAUGGCCCCUUCGUGCUGAGCUCCGGGUCCUGGAACUCUACAUUCAGUUCGAGCAGUGGCUGAGAGCUCCUCUGCUCACGCACCCCUCCUGCAUUUCAUGUGUUCAGGCAUAAAACGGGGCGUUCAUUCAG